Molecule: messenger RNA, 3704 nt
Organism: Exophiala mesophila
Lineage: Eukaryota; Fungi; Ascomycota; Eurotiomycetes; Chaetothyriales; Herpotrichiellaceae
Exons: 4
Coding region: 647-2914 (755 amino acids)
Biological process (GO): actin cytoskeleton organization
Molecular function (GO): actin binding
Source: RefSeq, a predicted model, not a curated record
CCAGUAGAAGUACUGUAGUGGCCCUGGUACUCUGCUGCCUUGGUGCCUUGGUGCCCUGUCACUUCACCUCACUCGUUGUUCUUCCCUCUUUCCCUCCUUGAUUCUGAUUCCGAUUCCAUUACACUUUUCAAACCAUCUCAUUACCAUCCUUUUCCCACCUUUCCUCUCGUCCCUGCUCACUGUUCACCUCGACGAGAGCCAUCUUCUCUUCCUGUUCAUCUUCUUCACGCCGCCGACAAUUCUUCCUUUUCGACGCGGCUCUUCCCUUCGUUUUUCUCGAGUUGCCCACCUCUGCCAGAGCAGACUUACCACUUGUUCAACAAAGAGCUCGCGGUCCCUCCUUCGUUUCACUUUCCUCGUCGACAUUCCAUCCUCGACGAUAAUCUUUUAAUCAACCUUGCUCCAUCUCACAUUCAUUCUUACAUGCUUGGUGAAAAACAUACCCCUUGUUGCCCAACUUCUGGCUGCCCUCCACUCCCAUCCAAGUCCUAUGUUGAGUAGGGCUUACCAACCUUCGUUAAGCUCGGCAACUCCUGAAAGCCCCUGCUGCAGUUGACCCAAUCACAAUCGAACUUCCUACCACCCUUCAGCAGACGCUGUGAUCGACCACAGCGUCCCCGUACUCCUGUUCCUUAAAAGAGCAAAGAUGGCAGCGUUGGUUCAGACACUCCCCAUGCACACAAGUACAGUAACAAUGAUCGGCCGCCCUUCCUCAGCAGGUGGAUAUUCUCCUCAACCAGCUCAGCAACAUAUGAGAAGUAACACUUCUCCAAAUGCCCGCUAUCAUAACAUGUCUACCGGUUACAGAGGCACAUCAGCUACGGGCCCUGUGGCUCCAUAUGCCUUUACCUCUACCCCCCAACUGGCUUCAAGCAGUUCCCGAGCAUACGGUGUCACUGCAGCACGUCCCGUUUCCACCCUGCAGACAACAUCUCAACGUUCAUCCCCCACUGAAUUUCUGCCCCCAGUCGAUGCUGGUAAUCGACUCUCCUUGGGCCUCUCCAACUUCUCCUCUGCCAAUUCGUUCAUGGCUCCGCCACAGCCACCUAGUCCCAGUACCACUAAGCCGUCUCCCGACAGAUAUAGACGUACACUUCGACGGAUGGACGGCGAGAGCGGUCCCAAUCGUGUGGCCGCAACUUCUCCUGGACCUUCAGGCUCGACCGCUCCUGCAGGAGCUUCCCUGUACAGCCACCCCUCUCAAACCAGUAGCACCCCUUCUUUGACCUCUCAAAACUCAUACCGUGGCUCCACUUAUGGCGCUUCCUCUUCCGCGAGGAACUCAAACGAUGACAUUCACGUUGGAAGGCCUCAGGCCCCAGAUCUUGCUGCUAGGUAUCGAAGACGGAGCUUAGGCAACCUCGAUACUGCUGGUCUAAACCACACGUCUGAUGGCCAGGACACCGCUUCCCCUCACCCCAAUGCCUUUCUGAACAACCCUCCUCCCCACAAUGCGCAACCGCAGAGUCGACAAUCAGGACAUAGUCAUACAGCAAGUUCGGAAAGUAUUACCUCUUCGAGAUCCAAUCGCUCUUCCCGGCCAGGCUCGGCUACACGACCCGAGUCUCCGCACGCCUACACCUCACCCUCUAUUCUGAACCAGCCAGCUGGGCUAAGGCAAGAGGGACGCCUUGCUGCCCAUGCCCGAAGCACUGACUCGAGUAUUCGACACCCUUCCCCAUUAUCGAGACCUGUUGAUCUGAGCGGCGAUAAAACUGCCUCAAAGCCAGAAGCACCGAUUCUGUCUCCCCUACCACUGCCUGCAUCCAGUGCUGCCGUGGAGCAGUUGGCUGCCCUCAGUCUCAAAGAUAACAAGAAUAAAAAGUCGAAGCUUCGUCGAGCAUUCUCUUUUGGCAGCGCCGCAGAACUGAGAAAGGUGACUGCCCAGAAUAAUCAUGAGAAGAGCAUGGCAAACAGAACCCCACUGCAAGCAAAGAGGAGCUCCAAAUAUGAAGACGAGUUGGAACCCGAACAGGCACGUAUUGCCGAGAAGCAAGAAGCUGCAGGCUUAGGUGAAAGCAUCUAUUCGGGCCAGGGCCAGUUUUUCACAGGCUCUACCGACAACCUGUCCAUCUCCUCUACCGCAUCAUCUGCGUCCAUCAUGCUGCGAAAGAUGGGGAAAGGUGUCAAGAAAGGAACCCGAUCUUUGGUCGGCUUGUUUCGUCCCAAAUCCGUUAUUGGAGUCCCUGCCGCUGAUGGGCCUGUGAACGAAGCACCCGUCGCUGCCGUCUCGAUGGUGACAGUCGAGGCCGAAAGAGAAAAGAUCAAUGUCAACGUCAACCCUCACGAUCAAGUGGGUGGAGGGACAGGAUUCCCCAAAUUGGAACGAAACUCUGUUGAUGCUAAACUAUCGUUUGACAGCACAACCAUAUCCAGCGAUACCCGGUCCCGCCGCAGCAUCGUCGGAGGCGAAAGAGAGCGUGCAGAGGUGCUCGCCGCUGUCAAGAAGGGCAUCCUUAAACGCAAUGACUCGAACCAAGCGUCGCCCAAAAUCAAGGCUUACGACUACAAAGCACCCGAUUUUAAUCUCCCUCAAAUCCCUCACGUCAAUGACUCCCCUCGAUCUAGUGCACCAAGCACUCCAGUCGAUGACGAAGCACCGCGAUCCGGUCACCGACGAACAGAUUCCAUCACCAUUGAAAACAAUGACCAUGACGAUUACUUCUCCUCGGUGAGACUUGGUAGCAUCGAGGCAAAGAAUAUUUCUCAAGGCUUGCUUCGCAAUAUCUCUUUCAGCCCUCGAAUUCAAUUCCAUGACACUUGGCCAAGUGGCGAAUACGAUCGUCGUGGGGACAUUGCAACCUGUAAUCGCCUGACUCCCAUGUUGGCACAACAGAUCAAGGAGGAACUCAACACUUUCAAGAUGGAAAUGGAAGUUCACGAAUCGUCCAAAGUCUAUACACAUUUCUUCUAGCGUCAUCGUCUCCGACUUGGAUAUAGAUACAAAGCGUCCUUCUCACAAACCGACUAGCGUCACUUGCAAGGCGAAAACCCAACCACACCCUGGCUCAUUCUCACGAUAUCCUACGACUCUGUCAGUGCAUAUGCAUCAAGAGCAUCUUUCGUUGCUAGAUCUCGACGCGGAGAAACCUUUCUCAGGGAGUCCUUCAUCAUUCGACCCUGUGUACAUUUAUCAAAAGCCAACAUGGUGCAUUCUAUUUUCCUAUCACGACCUUGUUUCGCAGUAAGGUGUUUGGCGCAAUGGGACGACGGGCGCCGAGGGUCGGCACCCCGUAUCUGUGGAUGCCUUUUUACUCCAAACUGGCUGUCGGCUGUCUGUAUGGGCCCUCGGCGGUUGUCAAGGGACAUGGUGGGUGUAUGAAACCCCAAGGUCCCGUUUUAGGAUUACCGGAGGCUCAAUAUGACAAUGCGCCAAGACUUGUUGUCUGGCAUCGUUGUCCAUUUUGUGGAAAUUAGAUUCUUUUUCAUCUACAUCUAAGCAAGUAGUGCUGUCUUGACUAAUACGCUCGGAUCAGGCAAAAGAAGAAGAGCAAGCACUCAGUGGAUGACCAGGCAUUUGGUUGAGGAGGCUCUAAUUGAUGCCUGUUGAGGACGAGAUGACAUAUAAGUCCUGCCAAUGCGUAAGCAAUUCACAUUUUCUCCGCAUCUACAUCCAUUUCCCCGUCCUCCUGAAGAAUGCGUCGUCAGAAUUAUUUGACAUGGCCUCUCGAUUGUAAAAUGUGAUAUUCAGGCGACACGUUAGG